Molecule: messenger RNA, 1479 nt
Organism: Parathielavia appendiculata
Lineage: Eukaryota; Fungi; Ascomycota; Sordariomycetes; Sordariales; Chaetomiaceae
Exons: 1
Coding region: 210-1427 (405 amino acids)
Source: RefSeq, a predicted model, not a curated record
CCAGACCGGAAUUGUGCGUCAUGGCUUCACAUGCCAACUUCGUUGGUGUUACAGGCUUGGAAGCGCCUUUUCUGCCCUCAAUAUAAGAAGAGUUUUCUCUGCGAUACUUUCUACCCAUCAAGCAAUUAAAAUAACCAAAUUGCAUAACCUUUCAAGCCCAAGCCUUACCCUUUGUCUUUGCAAGUCACCUCGCUGAACGACACCUCACCAUGUUUACGCCCAGAUUCCCAGCACGUGCAAUUUCCACUGCCCGCAAUGCCCGUCUUCUCCGCGCCACGCGGGAAGCACGCCGCUUCCAGUCCACGCGGGCCGGCCCGACAAGCUCAUCGCAUUUCGCAGCAGGCGUGGCCGGCGGCGUUGCAGGCGCGGGCCUACUCUAUGGCAUCUACCUGAUGACCCCUACCGGCAAGAUGACGCGCAAGAUUAAUGCGGUAGCCAUCGAAACCAACAAGAAGUACCAGCAGGUCGCCGCCACAAUACAAGACAAGACCCCGACAACGGACGAAGCCAUCGACAAGCUCAAGCAGUUCUGCUACUCGUACGUGGCCUGGGUCCCCGGUGGACGGCAGUACGUCGACACGGCUUUCAACGACCUCGCCGCCAUCCGCGAGAGCCAUGGUGAGGAGGUGGACCGCAUCGUCAGCGAGACGUACCGCGAGUUCCAGGACAUCGCGCGCACCGGCCUCAGCCUCGAGUCGGCAUCCAAGGCCUACGACGCGCUGGCAAACCUGGCCAAGAAGUUGGCCAGCCUCAGCGGCAGCGCCGCCGAUCAAAUCCUCGAGCGCCACCCGCAGCUGAACGACAAGGUGGGGGAGCCGAUAAAGCAGCUUAAGCAGUAUGGGCAGCAGUUCGGGCCUGAGGCGAAGAAACUGGCCGACGAAACAUGGGCUCAAAUCGGUGAUGUCAUGGCCAGCGGGUUCUCCGCCGAGAGCGUGGACAAGGUGCGCAAGAUUGUGGAGGAGCGGACACAGCAGAUCCGCAAGAUUGGGGAUGACUUAUGGGAGAAGGGCCUGAAGCAGGCGAAGCCGUAUCUGGACAAGAACCCCAAGCUGAGAGAGCUGGUAACGAAGAACAGUGACAUUCUCAAGCAAGGGAACAUGACCGACUUGUUCAAGCAGAUCAAGAGCUUGGGCGAGGGCGGCGACAUGAGCAAGCUGGAGGAGUACGUCAAGCAAACGGUCGACAAGGCCAAGUCGACGGGGUCCAAAGCGGCCGGUUCCGGGUCAAUGGGUGGAAGCAGCUUUGCGGUAUUGGGACAGUUCUUGGGGACGGAGUCAGACGACCUUGAGAAGUUGACCGACGCCGUGAGCAAACACUCGGGCGAGGCCCAAGAGCUGCUCGAGGAGACCAAGGAGGAUUUGAGGAAGCUGUUGGCCGAGAAGGCCAAGAAGGCACAACAGUUCGCCGAGAAGACAAAGAAGGAAUGAGCCAGCGGUCGCAGUUUGUAGAAUAAUGUACUAUAAUAUUUUUUUUUUGGCA